Messenger RNA from Nelumbo nucifera (sacred lotus), 2025 nucleotides. Its product is annotated as putative pectinesterase/pectinesterase inhibitor 51. Gene Ontology annotation, molecular function: enzyme inhibitor activity; pectinesterase activity. Gene Ontology annotation, biological process: cell wall modification. The record is from RefSeq and is a predicted model, not a curated record. Lineage: Eukaryota; Viridiplantae; Streptophyta; Magnoliopsida; Proteales; Nelumbonaceae.
UCAUCAAUGGACUUCCGAAAAUUCAUAAAGUCCAUUUCCUCUCAAGUCUCACCCCUCGGAACGCUCCAAACUCCUCUUCAUCACAUCUCAUCUCAAUGGCUUCCUUCCUCUCUCUCACCCUUCUGUCCCUUCUCCUCUUCUUCUCCAUCUCCUCUGCAAUCACCCAUCAUCAUUCCCAUCACAAUUCCUCCGUACACCCGCAUUUCAAAAGAACCAGAAGGCCGAGUUCACCGUCCCUAAAAGCAUCACUUUCUACGAUUCCACCUGAGAUCCAACAAGCAUGCAAAGCCACUCGGAAUCCAGACACCUGCGCGACCACCAUAGCUCAGUCAUCGAAUCUCACGCAAAACCCAAAACCCAUCGACAUCAUCCAGUCCGCCAUCUCUGUCUCGCUUCAGAACGUCAUAACCGCCCGAUCAAUGGUGAAAACCAUUCUUGCCUCCUCCGCCGGCAACCCAAAUCGCACCAUUGCCGCGAAGAACUGUUUGGAGGUCUUAGGCUACUCGGCAUACCGCAUAUCUUGGACGUCGAAGGUUCUUCCACAUGGGAGAGUCAAGGACGCUCGGGCUUGGAUGAGCGCGGCCCUUCUCUACCACUCCGCCUGCUGGUCUGGCCUCAAAUACGUCAACGACACCUCGAAAGUCAAUGAAACAAUGGCGUUCAUGGACUCAUUGGUCGGCUUGACCAGUAACGCUCUUAGCAUGAUCGUGUCUUACGACCUGUUCGGAAACGACAUGGCUUCAUGGAGGCCGCCAAUGACGGAGCGAUCCGGGUUUUGGGAGGACGGUUCAGUUGGCGGGACGGAUUUGGGGUUCAAAGGAGGUUUUCCGUCAGGGUUAACCCCGGACGUUACAGUCUGUAAGGAGGAGGGAAUGGGGUGCUAUCAGACGGUGCAGUCGGCGGUAGACGCCACGCCAGAUUACGCCGGGAUGCGCAGGUUUGUGAUUCGGAUCAAAGAGGGCGUUUACCAGGAGACGGUUCGAGUGCCGCUUGAGAAGAAAAACGUGGUAUUUUUGGGUGAUGGCAUGGGCAAAACUGUCAUUACAGGUUCGCUCAACGUGGGUCAGCCUGGUAUCUCCACCUUCAACACUGCAACCGUCGGAGUAAUUGGGGACGGGUUUAUGGCCCGUGACAUAACAUUCGAGAACACGGCCGGGCCGGACGCUCACCAAGCCGUGGCAUUCCGCUCAGACAGCGACCUCUCCAUACUCGAGAAUUGCGAAUUCCUAGGCAAUCAAGACACACUCUACGCCCAUUCCGUGCGUCAAUUCUACAAAUCAUGUCGAAUAGAAGGCAACGUGGAUUUCAUCUUCGGCAACUCGGCUGCCGUCUUUCAGGACUGCCUCAUCCGAGUCCGCCCACGCCAAGUCAAGCCCGAGCAGGGCGAGACCAAUACGGUCACGGCCCAUGGGCGCACAGACCCAGCGCAAUCAACUGGCUUCGUCUUCCAGAAUUGUGUCAUCAAUGCCACAGAUGAGUAUAUGGCUCUGUACAAUGCCAACCCCAAGGUCCACAGAAACUUUUUGGGUAGGCCAUGGAAGGAAUACUCGAGAACAGUGUUCGUAGAUUGCUAUAUGGAGACACUCAUCAACCCAGAAGGUUGGAUGCCAUGGGGCGGAGACUUCGCAUUGGGGACGCUCUACUAUGGUGAGUUCCAGAAUGCCGGGCCGGGGGCUAAUGUGUCGUCGAGGGUGCCAUGGAGUAGUCAGAUACCGGCCGAGCAUGUAUUCGCGUAUUCGGUGCAGAAUUUCAUUCAAGGCAACGAGUGGAUACCAACAUCUUCUUAACUACGUUAAUAGUAGUACAAGAAAAGGAAUUAAUAAUAUAUCAAUAUAUAUUUUUCAUCUGUAAUUGCCAGCUGGUAAUUUUACUUAGGACCUUUAGUCAAACCAAACAUAGCUUUAGAGGUAUUGAAAGCGAAAUUUCCAAAAUGAUUGUGUAAGUAUCAAUCAGACUGGUCCCGUCUAGAAAGUAGCGUUAGAAAAAAAAUAGCAUUAUAGCAAUCAGCUGAAUUGUUUGUCACUU